AUGGCUUUGAACGACAAUCAAAAACAGGCCCUCGAGAUACACAAUCGUGCUCGUGCUACCCAACACCUCCAACCGUUGCAGUGGGACGAAGGCCUCGCUCGCGAUGCUCAUCAGUGGGCAGAGCGAAUCGCUCGGGAGGGCAAACUGCAGCAUUCUUCCGGCUCGGGUCAGGGAGAGAACCUUUACUGGGCUUCAUCCAGCGGAAACCCGCUCCAAGCUGCUGCUCAAGCAUGGAUCAAUGAACGGAGUAGCUAUCACGGGCAGAAGAUUCCUGAAGGCAACUUUGGCUCGUAUGGACAUUAUACACAGUGCAUGUGGCGCAGUACCAGGAAGCUUGGCAUGGCUUUGGCGAGGGCUUCGAACGGCAGUGUUUACGUCGUGGCUCGGUAUUCCCCCCAAGGCAAUAUUAUUGGACAAAAGCCAUACUAG
This is a messenger RNA of Endocarpon pusillum Z07020, 429 nucleotides long. RefSeq lists its product as uncharacterized. Lineage: Eukaryota; Fungi; Ascomycota; Eurotiomycetes; Verrucariales; Verrucariaceae. The transcript has 2 exons. The record is from RefSeq and is a predicted model, not a curated record. The coding region runs from base 1 to 429 and encodes 142 amino acids.